GUUCGACGUACUCUAAAUUGCACCAGCAGUUUACCUCAUGCAACCUCAAAACGGUACUGGACAACCUCCAGAGAGCACGGAAGGAAAUGCAAUCGAAUGUAAUGGAGAUACUGAAGUUAAUGGGCUCUCCGUGCCCAGGGGUGAAGACUUAAAGCUGGAGCAAGUAGAAGAAGAUUCCACUCAUGAGCCCAAAGGUGCGGAAGAAAAGACGCACAACGAUGGAAUCCAGAGUAUCAAGGAACGCAUCAUCAGCACGAGUCGACUACUGAAGAUUCUAGAGAAGCAGCGCUCUGAUAACCAAGUCACCAAUGAAAAGGUAAUCGAGUUGGAGGCGCAAAUUCGACAACUGGUUAAGGAAAAGGAAAUAGCGUCCAAGCAAGUUGACAACCAGAGUAUGGAACUUGAAAAACUCCGGAAAGCUCAUCAACAGCAGUUGGAUGAGUUGGCAGAAGUUAAAAUCGAGAAAAAUCGGAUCAGCAAGGAGAUCGACCAAGCUCUUCAAGACAAGGAAAAGGCAGAGAGUGCUAAACGAAGCUAUGAGAUGCUUUGUGAGCAAUUGAAAGCGCAGAACGCUGAACUAGGCGCAGGAAUCACACCAGACGAAAAAUUGAGAAAGGAUGUGAUAAAACUGAGAAGUCUCACAGACCAGUACAAGGCGCAGGCACAAAGCAACAGCAUCGCACUGAAAGCAGAACAACAAUCUAACCAAGCUACCACUUCGAAAUUGGGCAACUUACAACAAAAUGUAGACAUGUUGGAAAAGCAAAUAGCUGAUCUGCGUGACGAAAAUUCCGAAUUGUCUCAGUCCAACGAAAGUUUGAAUGAACAAAUAUUCGAAAUGAAUCUAAACCAUCAAAUGGAAAUUAAUGAAUUGAAGGACCAAUUGGAGCAUGCGGAGCGAAGUCUGAAGGAGAAGGUAGAAGCUGAUCAAAACCGCGACGAUGCCACUUCAGCAAAGAACGACGCUAUCGCUACAGCAAUAAGUACCGAGAAUGCCAAGAAUCACACCAAAAAAGUAGAGGCAUUUAAGAAGGAGCUGGCACAAGUCAAACAAGAACUAUUGCAACAAACUAAUCGCGCAGUUGCGUUGGACGAGAAGUUUAAAUCGGCUAAUGAGAAGAACAACCAGAUAGAAAAGCUGAAGUCAGAGUUGAAGGAAUCCAAACAAACAAAUGAGAAAUUGCAGAGAACCAUAGAAGCUAACAAAAAGUCAACGGACGCCACUACCAAAGUUCAACAGCUCGAGCAACGGCUUGCCGACCUGCAGACCGAGUUAUCCAAGGCACACGAGCAAGCCAAUCGAAUGAAAGCUCAAGCUGUGACUACCAGUAUCAGCGAUAAACAAGAAGCCAAUGCCGAUAAGUUCGCGGCUCUUCACGCUGAAUAUCAAUUGGCGAUGGUAGAAAACAAGUACCUCAAAAAAGCAAAGGUAUGUUUUAGUCAAAUGUUUUCAUCUUGACCCAUUCGGUAUCUGACCUAUGGUUUCACGUUUAGGAUGUCUUGCAGGACAAGACGACUGAUUUCCUCAUUAGAAUUGACGAGCUUGAGAAGCAGUUACGUGGAUCUAUUCAAGAUGUUAUAACGAAUGGGGUUGAUCUGUUAAUGGACAAGGAGGUUCCGUUUGGAGGAACAGAACGGCAGGGAGCUCAUACUGCUUUGGAACAAAGAGAUAUACCACAAAUUACCAAAAGCCCUCUCACGCCAUCUAAGCAGAUAAAAUCGGCUGAGGUUAACAAAGAGAAUGUUCGA
Umbelopsis ramanniana AG is the source of this 1749-nucleotide messenger RNA. RefSeq lists its product as uncharacterized. The transcript has 5 exons. The record is from RefSeq and is a predicted model, not a curated record. Bases 38 to 1459 code for a protein of 473 amino acids. Lineage: Eukaryota; Fungi; Mucoromycota; Umbelopsidomycetes; Umbelopsidales; Umbelopsidaceae.